Messenger RNA from Bufo bufo (common toad), 999 nucleotides. Its product is annotated as ATP-dependent RNA helicase DHX30-like. The coding region runs from base 6 to 812 and encodes 268 amino acids. Lineage: Eukaryota; Metazoa; Chordata; Amphibia; Anura; Bufonidae. Gene Ontology annotation, molecular function: G-quadruplex RNA binding; DNA helicase activity. The record is from RefSeq and is a predicted model, not a curated record. Gene Ontology annotation, cellular component: nucleus; intracellular anatomical structure; cytoplasm. The transcript has 5 exons.
AGACUAUGUUCAGCGGGCAGUCGUGUAGCGACCACCUGGCAUUUGUCCGGAUUUACCAAACCUGGAAGGAGGUGCUUAGUACAAGGAACAACGCCGCUCGGGAUGACUUUGCAGAAGAUAAUGUGCUCUCCAAAUCUGCGCUGCGCUUCAUCCAAGGCCUUGUCGCACAGUUUUCCUCCAACGUGCAAGACGCCGCCCUGGUGGAUGAAGCAUAUGAAUGCAUGAACCGAUCCGCCCUGUGCAACCAGCUGAGCGACCAGGACGAGCUGGUGAAAGGGAUUCUACUGGCCGGGCUGUACCCCAAACUUAUACAGGUGAGACGAGGGUACGUGAUCCGCGGGAAGUUCCGGCCCAGUAGCCUCCUGUACAAAACCAAAUCGGGACCCGUGCAGUUGCACAAGAGCACUGUCAACAGGGACGUGAAGAAUUUCGGAAUGCCCUGGCUCACCUACUUCCAGGCCGUCAAGUCUUCCAAUGUGGUCUUCGUACGGGACAGCGCCAUGGUUCACCCCCUGGCUGUUCUCUUGCUGACUGACAGCUCUGUCUCUAUGAGAGAUAACGGAGAACAGAUGGUGGUGUCUCUUUCUGAUACGGAUCUCCUGAAGCUGGAGAGUGACCCCCGCACUAUCGCACUCAUCGGAGACCUGCGCUGCGCCUUGUCCCGGAUGGUGGAGCGCAACCUGCAGGAUCAGCUCCCUCCGCUGUCCUUCCAGGAAGAGGGGCAAUAUACUGAGCUGCUGCAUAUCCUGGUAGAUCUGCUGAACGGCACAGCGCACUGCUUUACGGAGCAGGAGGCGGCGGCCGAGGAGUGAGACCACGCAGCGCCCGACAGAACACUUAUUCCUGUGGAAGGUUAUUUGGCUCCUGGUUUUCGGGGAGUGAUGUGGGAUGAGGAUUCCUUUCAUUGCUCUGCGUUUUAAGCAGGGUUUGGGGGGGUUUAUUCUAUAUAUAUAUGCACAAAGUGCCCGGUUGGCCUCGUAUUUCUUCAGGUUCCGUAUU